UUAAGAUCUAUCGAAAGGUUGCCUUUGUCAUUUAGGAUUAGUGAUGCCUGGUGGUUUUGAGCUGUUUACAAGGAAGUGUUUCUCUGGUAUAUUUCCCUUGGAUUCAAAGUCCAGAUUCCUGGAUACACCGACACACCUGUGAUCUUUUCCGUAAAUGGGAGUUUGACAUGUCUUACUGACAACAGUGGUUUACGAAUUUACCUGUUUGCCUUGUUUUUAUGUGAAAUUCAUGUUAGCAGUGCUUGAUUUCUGAUGGAGCUAAGAGAAUUUCACAAUCAAGUCUUUCCACCUCCAGACUAUGGUAGUCCGUAUGAUUCCCAGCAGUCACUAAGAGUACGGACACUUCCAGCCCAAGAUAUGGACUAUGGCAGUCCAUAUGAUUCCCAGCAGUCACUAAGAGUACGGACACUUCCAGCCCAAGAUACAGACUAUGGUAUUCCGUAUGAUUCCCAGCAGUCACUAAGAGUACGGACACUUCCAGUCCAAAAUACAGACUAUGGUAGUCCGUAUGAUUCCCAGCAGUCACUAAGAUUACGGACACUUCCAGCCAAAGGUACAGACAAUGAAAGUCCGUAUGAUUCCCAGCAAUCACUGAGAUCCCGGACACUUCCAGCCCAAGAUACAGGAGGGGUUCAGUUUGAUUGGGCCUCUACACCUGCAGAAGAGGAUGCAAAAGAACCUGAGCCUCAAAAACUUCGUGAGCUGCCACUGCAUAUGGGUCUGAAGAGAGCAGUAUGGCAAGUGCAAAAGAUGAAAAUUCCAGUGGUUUCAAGAUGGGGCUCUUGGAGCAUAAAGCACUCCAAAUCUUUUCGCCAUUUCUGUGAGAUUGCUAAAGAAGUUUUAAGCUAUUUAGUUCUGUGGAGGAAAGGAAUCCAAAAAAUAGGAGGGCACUUUGGGGGAGGAGUUCAAUCCUACUUCUUGUUCCUGAGGUUUCUUGUGAUUCUCAACUUCCUGUCCUUUCUCUUAAUCGCAGCAUUCGUCCUCAUUCCCAGCAUUGUGUUUCGGUCCACCAACUUUAACUCCACCACCAAUCUAACUGCAGGUGCGGAGGAAUGUUUGCAGUAUGAUCCAAAACCUGAUCCCCUGGCUGUAUUCAUCACAUAUUUUCUAGACCUGGUCUCAGGAACGGGUUUCAUGGAAUAUUCAUAUCUGUUUUAUGGCUAUUAUAAUAAUACAAUGGUUGUGAGUGAAGGCUUCUCGUACAACAUCCCUCUGGCUUAUCUGUUGACGGCAGCCUUCUACUUCAUCUUCUGCCUUAUUUGUAUGAUUGUAAGAAUGGGAAGUGUGGCUCGUGCUGUUGUAGCGGCGGGCGGAGGCGCAGUUGGGAAUUACAGUAUGCUGGUUUUUACAGGAUGGGAUCAUGGCCUCCAAGGAGACCGCGCCACUAAACUCAAACAAAACAAUCUCCGUUACCAGUUACAGGUGGAUCUAGAAGAAGAAAGGCUAAAACGAAAAGCUGCCUCGCUGACUUUAAAUCAGGCAAUCUCUCUCUAUACCUUUCGUGUUUUCCUCAACCUCGUGGUCUUAGCACUCAUUGGUGCAGCUUUCUAUGCCAUUGCCUUGGCAACCCAGUUCAGCCAGUCCAAUGCAACAACAGGCUUUGAGGGGUUGCUGUUGCAAUACUUACCCUCCAUUGUCAUAACAACAAGCAAUUUUGUGGUCCCCUUCCUGUGUGACAAGAUUGCUUUACUGGAAAAGCAUACUCCCAGUACUACGGUCAUUCUGGCCUUGCUUCGGGCAGUUUUUCUGCGUUUGGUGAGUUUGGGUGUUCUGCUAUACACUCUAUGGGAGCAGAUUACCUGUAGUGGAGAUAUCUCUAGUGCCAACUCAAACUGUACCAUCUGCAGUUACAAUUACAACCAAUAUAAGUGUUGGGAGACACGAGUUGGACAGGAAAUGUAUAAACUGACUCUUUUUGACUUUCUGAUAACCAUCGCCACACUGAUCCUGGUUGAAUUCCCACGCAGGAUCAUGGUAGAUCACUGUUCAUGUAAAUUAACUCAGUGGGUGGGACGGCAAGAGUUUCUGGUUCCCCCGAAUGUUCUUGCGCUAGUUUACAGUCAAACAGUGGUUUGGACCGGAGCUUUGUUCUCUCCAUUGUUACCACUUAUUAACACCAUCAAAUUCCUUCUCUUCUUUUACUGUAAAAAGAUAACUUUGUUUCAAAACUGUCGACCUGCUCUGAGAACGUUCCGAUCCACCAGCUCCAACUUCUUCUUCCUCUUGGUUUUGCUCUUCGGAUGGAUGUUGGCCAGUGUGGUUCUUCUUUACAGUGUAGCUAAGAUCCAUCCAUCUUAUGGCUGUGGGCCUUUCCGCCUUUCCCAAUCAAUGUGGCAAGUUGUGCCAGAAGCUGUCAACAUGCUAACCAGCACCAGUAAAGAAUUUCUAUUCUACAUUGGCUCCCAGCGUUUCUCUAUACCACUCUUCCUCUUCUCCUGUGUGCUCCUGUGCUAUGUGGGCGCUUUAACAUCUGUCCAUGGGAAAAGUGUAGAACUGCUAAAAUCUCAGUGUAAACUGGAACAGCGUGACAAGCAGUUCCUGGUGAGACAAAUUGAAGAGCUGAAUGCCAAAAUGCAAAAGGAACAACGUGUAGCACAGCAGCAACAGAGAGACACGGAGCGAUUCAACCAGACAGAACGGCAGACGACUGGAUAUAAUAAUUAUGCAUUUCAUCCAGAUGACGACCCAAGGCCAUAUUAAGAUUUGAUUGAUAAAGACUACAGUUCACUAAACACUAGCAAAUUUAUUAUGGACUUCUCUGUGUGCUUAUUUAUCUGUAACAGCAGAUCUUAAACUAGUCUUUCAGUCGGAGGCGGACACUAAGUAUUUUUACUUUCUCCUUAAAAGUACAUUUUUAAGUAUUCGUAUUUUAUCAGUGUUUUUCUUUGGAAAACAUACAUUUCAAAGCAUAUUAUCAUAAUUUUUAAUCCACUACAUUUCAUAAUUUUAAGUUUUUGGUUUAUAUUUAAUAUUUAAGUACAUUAAACAUCUAGUUUUUUUUACUUUUACUUAAGUAAAAAAGUAAUUUUGUACUUUUACUCAAGAAAAGUAAAAGUACACAAUUUUUAUGUAAUUAGGUAUUAAAAAUACAUUUUAAUAUUCAAUAUAAAAGGAAUACACAGUAUGAUUCUAUGCUUUAGAAUGUAGUGAACAUUUUUUAGUAAAGUAAUUUUUUUCCCAAGACAAACACUCUGAUAAAGCACAAAUGCUUGGAAAAUUUACUUAAAAUACUCAAGUAGUGUCCGCCUCUGCUUUCAGUUUCCACUAUUAACAUUUAAAUGAGCAAAUGAACUUCAAUUACUUGAAGCUUUUGAGUGUUUUAAGUUUCUUAUUUA
This is a messenger RNA of Misgurnus anguillicaudatus (oriental weatherfish), 3335 nucleotides long. RefSeq names its product transmembrane channel-like 4 (gene tmc4). The record is from RefSeq and is a predicted model, not a curated record. Gene Ontology annotation, molecular function: mechanosensitive monoatomic ion channel activity. Gene Ontology annotation, cellular component: plasma membrane. NCBI's taxonomy places the organism in Eukaryota, Metazoa, Chordata, Actinopteri, Cypriniformes, Cobitidae.